Chrysemys picta bellii (western painted turtle) is the source of this 4401-nucleotide messenger RNA. It is a transcript of the gene CCNY, whose product is annotated as cyclin Y. Gene Ontology annotation, cellular component: plasma membrane; cytoplasmic cyclin-dependent protein kinase holoenzyme complex. Gene Ontology annotation, molecular function: cyclin-dependent protein serine/threonine kinase activator activity; protein kinase binding. The record is from RefSeq and is a predicted model, not a curated record. NCBI's taxonomy places the organism in Eukaryota, Metazoa, Chordata, Testudines, Emydidae. Gene Ontology annotation, biological process: regulation of cyclin-dependent protein serine/threonine kinase activity; regulation of canonical Wnt signaling pathway.
GAGGGGGAAGCGCGGGGGGAUCACUCCCGCCCCCCUGCCAGCCGCACCGGUCUCUUCCCGGUGUGUGGGGCUGAGGCGGCUCUGAACCUGCCCUCGCCAAGAGGCCCGGCCCCGCGCCUGCUCCUCUUUCCCCCAGGCCGGACCUCGGUCGCGGUAAAAGCCGCUCAAGUAUCUGGAGGCCGCUGUGGGGAUCCCCGGGCUCCUUUGGGGGCUCUUCCCACAGCCCGGCUGGCCGGGGAAGGGGCAGAGGGGCGGGGCCUCGUGCCCCCCGCCCCCCUCCCAUAGCGAGGUUCCGGCGCUGGGCAGCGCGUGUGUGUAGCAGCGCUCCGGGAAGGCAGCAGCAGAUUGGACAGUCGCGCUCCCCACAUGAGGUGCCUCCCCUCGGUGGCUCUGUUCCCUUCCAGGGCGGUAGCGGCAGCGGCGGGAGGAGGAGGAGGGGCUACAGCCCUGCGCCGGGGGCUUCCCCUCUCCCAGUCGCGGCAGCGCCCCAGCUGGGCGCACCCCGGGAGCGGGCAGAGCGCCCCGUGUCUCCCUUCCCAGCCCGGCGGGCAGAUGUUACCACCCACUUGAACCGGAACCUUUUUUGCAAAGGCAGCCUCGGGCUGCUCGCUGCUGAGGAGGCUGCGGUGCCGCCGCCGCUGCUGUGUGCGCCGGGGGAGUGGAUCCAGCCCGCUUAUUGGGAGGUGGAGGAGGAGCGCGGUAGCUCCGCCGCUGGCAAUGGGGCUGUGCAUGCACCGGGCUUAGCCUGCUUGUGCAGUACAUGCCAGGGCAGGAUGAUUUAGCUGCUGCGCCCUCCGCUCGGCUGGACGUGCUUGGGGCAAGGCUUCUUGAAUGAGCCGCUGUGGGGAUCAGCCGGGGAGUGCGGCUGGAGGGAGCAGCAGCAGCCGCCACCGCCUCUUCCUCUCCUGCUUGUUGUUUUCUCCGCUGCUGCCCAUGGCUUCUCGCCACCGCUGGUGACGGGCUCCCCCUGCAUCCUCCCGCGCCUGGCCCGGCGGCGAAGGAAGAUGGGGAACACCACCUCCUGCUGCGUCUCCUCCAGCCCGAAGCUACGCAGGAAUGCCCACUCCCGGCUGGAGUCCUACCGCCCGGAGCCCGAGCUGAGCCGCGAGGACACGGGCUGCAACCUGCAGCACAUCAGCGACCGGGAGAACAUAGAUGAUUUGAACAUGGAGUUCAACCCAUCGGAUCACCCAAGGGCCAGCACAAUAUUCCUCAGUAAAUCUCAAACAGAUGUGAGAGAAAAACGCAAGAGUCUCUAUAUAAACCACCAUCCUCCUGGGCAAUUGAGAAGGAAAUACAGUUCCUGCUCCACUAUUUUCCUGGAUGACAGCACAGUCAGUCAACCAAACCUCAAAUAUACAAUUAAAUGUGUAGCUCUUGCAAUAUAUUACCACAUCAAAAACAGGGACACAGACGGAAGGAUGCUCUUAGAUAUUUUUGAUGAAAACCUUCAUCCCCUUUCGAAAUCCGAAGUGCCACCAGACUAUGACAAACACGACCCAGAGCAGAAACAGAUUUACCGCUUUGUUCGGACAUUAUUCAGUGCUGCUCAACUGACUGCUGAAUGUGCCAUUGUCACCCUGGUAUAUCUUGAAAGACUGUUAACUUACGCAGAGAUAGAUAUUUGUCCAGCAAACUGGAAGCGAAUUGUACUGGGUGCAAUUCUACUGGCAUCCAAAGUUUGGGACGACCAGGCAGUGUGGAAUGUGGAUUACUGCCAGAUCCUGAAAGAUAUCACAGUUGAGGACAUGAAUGAGCUGGAGCGCCAGUUUCUUGAGUUGUUGCAGUUCAACAUUAAUGUUCCCUCCAGUGUUUAUGCCAAGUAUUAUUUUGAUUUGCGUUCCCUGGCAGAAGCGAAUAACCUGAGCUUUCCUUUGGAGCCCCUCAGCAGGGAAAGGGCAUAUAAACUUGAGGCCAUCUCUCGCUUGUGUGAAGACAAGUAUAAAGACUUCAGGAAAUCUACAAAGAAACGGUCAGUUAGUGCUGACAAUCUGACUGUGGUUAGAUGGUCCCCUGCCAUCAUCUCCUAACAAUGGAGUCUGGGAUAUUUCGACAGAAGGACUGUUUCAUCCAUCCAAAUUUUUUGGAGUGUAAUGGGGGAAAGACAAGACUUUGGGGUUUUUACUUUUAGAUCCGUCAAGCUGCCUUUACAGUGCCUCCCCCUUGUGUAGCACAUAAGAAUAAAAAAUUGAGUGGAAGGAGAAAUCAGUACAGUAUACAGGAAAGGAGAUUGAAAGCAACUCUUUUUGUCACUAUUCCUCACAGCUUUACCCUUUUUGUGAGGAAACAGCUAGUCAAAUGCUUGGAAGAGGAAACAAAACAAAAAAAAAUGGAGGAGAGGCAGAAAGAGAUUAGGGGACUGUGCCAUUUUUUUAAUAUGCUGUACUCUUCAGCAGAAAUGACGGCAUGAAACCAAACCACACGAUAAGUUUGGCUGUGCACUAUAGGAAUGGAGUUGAAUUAUUUCAUCUUAAAUUAUUCUCCUUAGUUUUUUUUUUUUUUUUUUACUUGCUUCUUUGGGUUAUUUUUCCAGCUCUUCUGCACAGCAGCAAAUACAAAGUCUGUAUCUACAGUAGCACAAACCUCUGAAUAAAUAGUAUUGGUGGUUUUUUUCAUUGCACUUUUCUCCGUGGUUUGACUUAUUUGCAUUAUUCUUCAUAAUCAUUAUGCAUAUGUUAUGUUUUAUAUGCCUUUUAUUGUACUUAAAAAUAUAACUUGACCAUAGUGCUGAACCAAAAGUUUAUACCAAGAUCAGAUGAUCAUUCGUAAUUUCAUGAUUAUUUUAUUUAUAGUAUAUGUAGGUGUGUGUGCCUUCCUAGAAUCAUUUAUAUUUCCUUAAUAUAAAGACAGGAUUGUUGGGAGGAUUCAAUGAUGAGACUUGGGCCAAAUUGUUGAAAUUUCCAUCAGAUCUUGUAGUCCUUUUUGCAAAUUUUCAUAGCAUUAGAAGUUUAGAAGAAUUCAUUAUAUAAAAGAGAGGUUUUUUUGUAUAGGCCAACUAGUUCAUUCCUUCACCCCCAGGUCCAUUGUUGCAAGCAAUAGCCUCAAUUUUUAUAUGUUUACUUUAAAUCAAAGUUAGUUUGUUUGUAUAAAAUAAAAAACUUAAAAAAAAAAAUUGUUCCAGUGAAAAGGUCCAUAGAAGAGCAGAAUGUUAAUCUUUACCAAGGUAUUUGUCACAGGUAGAUCGAAUUUAAAAAAUAAAAAUAAAAUAAACCCUUUCAUUUUUCAGUGUAGGUGCUUUCAGAAAUUUAAACAAAAUUCAAACUGUGAAGACCAUUUUCUGCUAUGUUGAUUAUUGUACUCUUCUGUUGUUAUUGGUUCCCUUCUCUUACCAUGCCUAUUCCCUCAUGAGAGACACAAGAACCUUUUAUAUCAAAUAAUGUAUCUGUGUAAAAACAUUUGUUUGCUCUAUAAUGCUUGUGGGUGUCUGAUUUUAUGAAGAUUUUUUGCACAUUUUAGAAAGAUACAGUUGAAAAAUCUGGGUUCCCUGAAUUUUUUUGCAAGUUUCCUUGAAGUGAAUAGCAGCAGACUUCCUGUAUUUGACUUGCUUUAUGCACUACUUCAGACAGUAAACGAUAAAGAGUCCCUAUUAGUUUUAUUAAGCCCCAAGGGCUUAUAGCAGACAUACGGGCUCAUGGAUACAUAUUCCACCCCCAGUGCAAUGCUGAUCAGAUGCCUUGAAAGUGGAGAGGCACUGAAAGGAUUGAAGUACUAAUACCAAACAGAGUUUUCUAUUAAUAUUCUAAUGUGAUAUGUAUAGUAUGAAACAUAAAUGUUCUUAGUGUCUUUCAGGGCAUUAAAAGUAAUCUAAUUCUCAUCCUUUAUCAUUGUGCCAAUGCAUCAGAACUGUGAGUACCCAGGUCCCUUUCUUUUCCUUGAACAUCGAAUGUAAAGACCACUCUUUAAAAUAAAAAAAAAUUAGAGCAUUUGAAACUCAAUUCAAAAUAGAGCUAAUGGGACAUUUUCCUAGCAUUUGGACUUUGAGAUCCCUGCCAAGCAUAAAUUUAGGUUUUACAGAUCUGUAAAACAAUUUGUUUGAUCAAGCCUUUGCAAAGCAAUUUUCUGUUAACUUUAUAGCAGGAAUAUUAGUUUUAUCCAUAUUUUUCAGUGAUAGAGAUAUGAACGCUGAACUAUGUAAAGAUCUCAGUGCAUCUACUAUAAUUUUUGUGGAGUUUAUUAAACUACUUUAAAGAUUGUAUAGUCUAUUUAUUGUAUGUAUGUACAUACAGUCUGAUUUAAAAAAAAGUGGAUUCCGUAAAACCCGGCUCAGUCACGUUUAGACUAUUGAAUAUUGUUUUAGCCUUGUGCACUGGACUCUACCUCUGUAUAGGAGAAUUUUCCAUAUCCUUAUUUAGUACUGAUUCUGUGAUUAACUUGGUUGUUUCUUGCACUAAGAAUUAAAAA